AUGGAGUCCACGAAGAAGGAGGAAGUAGAGGAGGACACCAUCAACAUGGAGAACACCACCGAGGAGGCCACCGAAGUGAAAGGUGCCACCCAGGUCAAAGCGGAGGAUGCAACUCAAGCGACCACCGGUCCACCCACCCUCGACGAGAUGCUCGCGGACCCCAUCGCGUUCCGCCGCUACGUGACCGUCCUCGCCGACCACACGCCCCAAGCCCCGCCCGACCUCUACGGCGACGCUUUCCGGAACUGGGAGUCCCGCCAGCUCCUGACGGCGACGCUCAGCCACCUCCUGGCCGUCUUCAGGGACCAGGACGAUCCGCGACAGCACGCCUGGUGGUUCUACGAAGCCUGGCUCGUGGUGAACAACACCGACUACAAAGAGUCGCCCUUUGUGUCUUUCGGGUCGGCCAGGAGUCUCUUCGGGCGUGAGGUGGAUGGAAGGCGUAAGUGUGCGAGGGUGGCGGCCGGCCUGCCGGAGAUGGGGAAGAGGGGUUCGGGAAAGAGGAAGACGGCGGUGGAGGAUGGGGGAGGUGGGGGCAAGAAGAGGAAGAGCAUGCUGGAGUGA
Molecule: messenger RNA, 564 nt
Organism: Letharia columbiana
Lineage: Eukaryota; Fungi; Ascomycota; Lecanoromycetes; Lecanorales; Parmeliaceae
Exons: 4
Coding region: 1-564 (187 amino acids)
Source: RefSeq, a predicted model, not a curated record